UGGAGAGGCAGAGAGGAGUGACUGCAGAGACAGAGGGGUGGGUGGGCUGGCCCAUGGCUGAGGCCUCGCUCCCAGAGCUGAGGGGAGAUGUUGAAGCCACACCUUGCCCCAGCAUCCUGGAACUGGAAGAGCUCCUGAGGGCGGGGAAAAUUUCUUCUUGCAACCGGGUGGAUGAAGUUUGGCCUAACCUUUACAUAGGAGAUGUGGCCACAGCAAAUAACCGCUUUGAGCUAUGGAAGCUGGGCAUCACCCACGUGCUGAACGCCGCCCAUGGGGGCCUCUACUGUCAGGGUGGCCCUGACUUCUACGGCAGCAGUGUGAGCUAUCUGGGGGUGCCAGCCCACGACCUCCCUGAUUUCGACAUCAGUGCCUACUUCUCCUCUGCAGCCGACUUCAUUCACCGUGCCCUCAGCACACCUGGGGAGCUGGUCCUUACUCCCUACCAUGGGGCUCUGCCACUUUGCCGCGCUGGCACUGGCCCUGCUGGUGGCUCUGGCCCAGGCGGACAUCCAGAAGUUGGUAAGAGCCCAGUGUGGGGUCCGCCCUAGAGCCUGCUACUCCAUCCGCUUCCUCCGGCUGCCUGCGUUCCCUCUCAGCCACUGCCUGCGGUCCCCACAGAAACAGCAUCAAGUGUGCAGAGACAAGCAGCUGGAAAUCAGCGGCACAAAGUGUCCGUCAGAGAAGACCACAGCCUGGGCCAGAAACCCCCACAGGAUGGACUCGUUGCAGAAGCAGGACCUCCGAAGGCCCAAGAUCCACGGGGCAGUCCGAGGGGCCCCCUACCAGCCGCCUACACUGUCCUCGCUGCAGCGCUUGCUGUGGGUCCGACGGGCCGCCACGCUGAGCCACAUCAACGAGGUCUGGCCCAACCUCUUCCUGGGAGAUGCGUAUGCAGCCCGGGAUAAGAGCAAGCUGAUCCAGCUGGGCAUCACCCAUGUUGUGAAUGUCGCUGCAGGCAAGUUUCAGGUGGACACAGGUGCCAAGUUUUACCAUGGCUUGCCCUUGGAGUACUAUGGCAUCGAGGCGGAUGACAACCCCUUCUUCGACCUCAGUGUCUACUUUCUGCCCGUUGCUCGAUACAUCCGAACUGCCCUCAGUGUUCCCCAAGGCCGCGUGCUGGUACACUGCGCCAUGGGGGUGAGCCGCUCUGCCACAGUUGUCCUUGCCUUCCUCAUGAUCUACGAGAACAUGACGCUGGUGGAGGCCAUCCAGACGGUGCAGGCCCACCGUGAUAUCUGCCCCAACUCGGGCUUCCUCCGGCAGCUCCAGGUUCUGGACAACCGACUGGGGCGGGAGACAGGGCGGCUCUGAGCUGGUGGGCAGCCAGAAGCCCUGACCCUCCGGCCAGCAUGGCCCGACCCAACCAGCCUGGCCUUGGGAACAGCAGCCUCUGCUGUUCCCAGUGACCUUGAAAUGUACAUAGUAAGUGGGGGCUUAGCUGAGGCAGAGGCAGGGAGAGCUGGGUGGUAACUUUUAGUGAGUGGAUUUUCCUGACCCAAUCCAGAGAUUCUUUAUGCAAAAGAGAGUUCAGUCUGUCUCUAUAAUAAAAGGUUCAUCGUAAUAAAGACA
This is a messenger RNA of Pteropus alecto (black flying fox), 1569 nucleotides long. It is a transcript of the gene DUSP13B, whose product is annotated as dual specificity phosphatase 13. NCBI's taxonomy places the organism in Eukaryota, Metazoa, Chordata, Mammalia, Chiroptera, Pteropodidae. Gene Ontology annotation, biological process: protein dephosphorylation; negative regulation of MAPK cascade. The transcript has 7 exons. The record is from RefSeq and is a predicted model, not a curated record. Gene Ontology annotation, molecular function: MAP kinase phosphatase activity; protein tyrosine/serine/threonine phosphatase activity. The coding region runs from base 445 to 1311 and encodes 288 amino acids. Gene Ontology annotation, cellular component: cytoplasm.